AUGGCAACAGUCAAGAUGCGAUCCGACCUCAAGAAGACAAUUCUGCUAGAGAUCAUACGGGAGAGCAAAACAUUUUUUAAGCUGCAAGAGCUGGAGACAAUAGGAUCGAAGAAGGGAAUCGUUGUCAACACCAUCAAAGAGAUGUUGCAGCAGCUUGUUGAUGACGGGCUUGUUUUCAACGAGAAGGUUGGCAUAAACAGCCUAUACUGGUCAUUUGCAUCGGAUGGGCCACAGAAGAAAAGAAUAAGAUGCAAGCAGCUGAUGGAAGAAUGUGAGCGGCUGGAGGAGAGCAUAAACAGCAAGAGGAUGUAUGCUGAGAAGGAAAAGAGCAUUAAGAAAUAUACUAAGGAACGGCGUGAGCUUGAGGAGAAACUAAGCAUGCUGCUGACGAUUGAUGAGGAUCUGAAGAAAGAGCUGGACAAGUUUCGGGACGUUGAUCCAGAGGCAUACAAAAGACUUGUUUCUGAUAAGCAAAGUGCCGUUGAAGAAUGCAACAAGAUGAUCGAUAACAUCUUUGUUGUGCAGGACUAUGUUUGCAAUAGAUUUUCGAUGGAUAAGGCGGAUUUCAACGGAGGGUUUGCAAUUCCAAACGAUCUUGACUACAUCCAAUAG
Ordospora pajunii is the source of this 612-nucleotide messenger RNA. RefSeq names its product mnd1 HTH domain-containing protein. NCBI's taxonomy places the organism in Eukaryota, Fungi, Microsporidia, Ordosporidae. The transcript has a single exon. The record is from RefSeq and is a predicted model, not a curated record. Gene Ontology annotation, molecular function: double-stranded DNA binding. Gene Ontology annotation, biological process: reciprocal meiotic recombination. Bases 1 to 612 code for a protein of 203 amino acids.